Pseudonaja textilis is the source of this 1134-nucleotide messenger RNA. Lineage: Eukaryota; Metazoa; Chordata; Lepidosauria; Squamata; Elapidae. The record is from RefSeq and is a predicted model, not a curated record.
AUGAACGAGGCUCCGUUUCCAUCUGCAAACAUCGUCUUGCCUUUAGGAGAAGAACUGGUGAAACGCUGCACGGUGACAUCCCCGACCAAGUGCGAGCCUUGCGAUGAGAAUUACUACAACGACGCCUAUACCUACUCACGGUGUAAACCUUGCACCGACUGUAACACUGACCGAGGCCUCCAGGAGAUAAGACCAUGCCAGAGGACUUCAAACGCUGUCUGCACCUGUCUUCCUGGCCAUGCUCCCAAAGAAAACCAACUUGAGGAGAAAAGAUGCAAACCCUGUCCCAGAGGGUAUUUUUCCAAAGGAGGGAACAUGAAAUGUCGCCCUUGGACCAAUUGCACAGCCAGCGGCAGCCAAACCCUACGGCCCGGGAAGCAGGAUGAGGAUGCGAUUUGUGACACACCAUCCAGCAAGAUUCCCACCCAGGGCACCAUCCCGCAACCCACUCCCUUUCCAAAGACCCCUGUCCUCACCAUGGAGCUGGAUUCCUCUCCGACGGUUGUGCCUACAAAUCCAGGAUUUGUAUGGAUUCUGAUCACCUUGGUCCUCCUGCUGGCCGUAGCUGGGGCCUUGGUCCUCCUGUUCUCUUAUCGCAGGACGAAGAAAAAGAAACUGGACAUUUUGCGCAACGAGAUUUAUGCCAUCCCUUGCAAGGAAGAGAACGAUUUUCGAAUGCCAAUCCAAGAACAAGAAGUCGGGGAUAAAUCCGAAUUUGUUCAGGGCUGACCUUAAUGUUGAUCUCUGAGGCUAUUUCCAGUUUCCAGGAUUCUGCAACCUUAUUUGCUCCGUUGUGAGCUUCCAUAUCGGGCUUUGCAUCGUUUCUUCCCUCAACUGGCUUACAGAGGCAGAGCCUCCCUUCGGUAGACGUUCCACAACUUCUAGCCUCAGACACGGUGGCUGGCCUUUCAGAGAAUUAGCUCUGCCACAUCUGAAGGGCUUGGGUUUGUCCACAUGUUGCAUGCUACCCAGUCCAGAUGUUGGAGCGAAUUGCAGCCCAGUAACUUUGGAAGACAUUAAGGUCGAGGUGGUUAUAACGGCGACUGCUGAAGAUGCUACAGUUGAAGCUUCAACAUCCUAGAUUAGCUAUGGAGUCCUGGGCAAACUUCAGGUUGACUCUGAGUGUUCCUUGCA